GUCAUAUACCACCCUUACUCUUCUCUCUCUGUCUCUUUUUUUCUUUCUUAAUUUUCUGUUUUUUCUUUCUUUCUCUCUCUUCCCCACCUUUCUCUCUUUCUUGAGUCUGGAAGAAGAGAGAAGGGAGAUGGAGAUGGGGUUGCUGAGAACUUAGAAACAAAUAUCAUCCGACACAGAAAAAAGGCAAAUAAAGAAAGAUCAGUUUUCUUGAACCCACCAACAAAAUUCUUGAUUACCCCACCCACCCCCACAUUCCAACCCCAGGCCACCACUCUCUCUCUCUCCCUAAAACUAAAAUUAUGGAACUCUCUGAUUUACAAAACAACAAUACUAAUAGCACUAGUAAACAAAACAACAACAACAACAACACCACCUCCACCACCAACACCGCCCCUUCUCAACCUCUUCACCACCAGCAUCAGCACCAGUAUCAGCUUCUCUCCCACCACUUUCAACAACAACAUGGCCGAUCAUCAGUUCCUUUUAUGACCUCUAUCUCCAUCCAACCUUCUGCUCCACCUGGUCUUACUAAUUCUGCUAGUCCUACUCCUACUGCUUCUACUAGUGCUUCUCCUUCUACUUCCUCUCCUACUCCUCCACCUCAGCAGCAGCCACCUCAUCUAGUUGAUGCUUCUCUUGCUAUAGCCACUAGAUCCGACUCACUGAUUGACCAAAACAAGAAAUCACAGCCCCAACAGCAGCAGCUGGCAAUACAACAAACACAACCUGCGCAACAACAGCUGCAGACGCAGCCGCCGAAGAAACAAACCAAGGAUCGGCACACCAAAGUUGACGGACGUGGGCGGCGCAUCCGAAUGCCAGCCGCCUGUGCAGCUAGGGUUUUCCAAUUGACUCGAGAAUUAGGCCAUAAGUCCGACGGAGAAACCAUCGAAUGGCUCUUACAUCAAGCCGAGCCAGCUAUCAUCGCUGCCACUGGCACCGGCACCAUCCCAGCCAACUUUUCCACUCUAAACAUAUCCCUCCGUAGCAGCGGCUCCACUCUCUCGGCUCCUCCGUCUAAGUCAGCUCCACAUUCGUUUCAUAACGCUUUAGCCCUAGCCGCUGCUCACCAUCCGUCUCAUCCUUUUGAAGAAGGAUUCUCCCACAUGCUAGGGUUUCAUCAAAAUCCUCAUCUUCUGACGGCAAAUCCAAUCGCCGAAUCUAUACAAGGAGGUGGUGGCGGUGGUAAUAGCGGAGAUGGUGGUGGAGGACAAGAGGGAACGGAGAAUUACCUUCGGAAGAGAUAUCGAGAAGAUUUGUUCAAAGAGGAAGGUUCAAGUAAUCCACAAGGAGAAGCUUCUGGAGGAUCUAGCUCACCUUCAAAUAAGCAAUUCAAGGGAAAUUCUUCACAAUUGCCUAAACCUUCCCAAGAAGCUGUAGCUGGACCAUCAGCCAGUAUGCUUCGGCAUACUAAUAUGAUGCCAGCUACUGGUUUGUGGGCAGUGGCACCACCGCCCACAAGUGGAACGACUGGCAGCCCGUUCUGGAUGCUGCCAGUAACUGCUAGCGGUAGUGGACAGACGUUGUCCGCACCUAUGGCAAGCACGUCAGGAACUACUACGCUCGAGUCUCAAAUGUGGCCUUUUCCGAUGGGUAGUUCAAAUACGAUGCAAGCACCGUUGCAUUUCAUGCCUAGGUUUAAUCUUCCAACAAAUCUUGAAUUUCAAAGCGGGAGAGGAAAUCCAUUGCAACUAGGCUCAAUGUUAAUGCAGCAGCAACAACACCAACAACAACCAUCUCAGCAUCUUGGGCUGGGAAUGUCUGAAAGUAAUUUGGGUAUGUUAGCAGCACUUAAUGCUUAUUCAAGAAGUGGUUUGAAUAUGAAUUCAGACCAUCAAAGUCACUCACUGGAACAUCAUCAGCAACAUCAACAACAACAUCAACCUCAACCUGCGGAUAGCGAAGAGGAUGAUCCAAACAACUCCCAGUAAUAGUUUGAAGUAAAAUCUAUAUUAUUGGUUUUAAAUUUCUAAAGUGUGAUGAGUGAAAGUGCUUGAAAGAUUCAGUUCAUAUGAAUGAGGAUUUCAUGGAAGACAGACACAGAGGUAUAUGUUAGUUGUCAUUUGGUUUUGUCUGUCAUUAUUACCUUUUUUUCUGUUUGUUUGUUUCUUUUUGAGAACCUUUUGCUAGAGAGUUGUGAAGAAUUUGAAAUGUAUUUUGAGAACAUUAGCUAGGACUGAAGAGAGAGAUUUGUAUAGGAGGAUAUAUUUGUGUUUAGUAUUUUUCAAAAGCUCAGCUUGCCGUUGUGUGUAUGAGAAAAAUGCAAAACCGGUUCAAAAAAGAAUUAUACAGAUAAUUCUGUACUAUAAUAUCCAAGUAUAUUUGUUUA
Molecule: messenger RNA, 2329 nt
Organism: Nicotiana attenuata
Lineage: Eukaryota; Viridiplantae; Streptophyta; Magnoliopsida; Solanales; Solanaceae
Product: transcription factor TCP8-like
Exons: 2
Coding region: 300-1931 (543 amino acids)
Cellular component (GO): nucleus
Molecular function (GO): DNA-binding transcription factor activity; sequence-specific DNA binding
Source: RefSeq, a predicted model, not a curated record